Brassica oleracea var. oleracea is the source of this 411-nucleotide messenger RNA. RefSeq lists its product as uncharacterized. NCBI's taxonomy places the organism in Eukaryota, Viridiplantae, Streptophyta, Magnoliopsida, Brassicales, Brassicaceae. The coding region runs from base 1 to 411 and encodes 136 amino acids. The transcript has 2 exons. The record is from RefSeq and is a predicted model, not a curated record.
AUGCAACGGAAGUACAUUAUUGACCUGCUCGCCAAAGUGAAUAUGCAGGAAGCUCAGCAUGUUUCCACGCCUCUCGCAACCUCUCCGAAGCUCUCGCUUACCUCUGGUCAAGUGCUCGACAAUCCGAAGGAGUAUCACAUGGUGAUCGGUAGUCUGAAAUACUUGGCUUUUACACAACCAGACAUGCACCGUCCCACGGAUGAACACUGGAAGGCCGCAAAACGCAUUCUCCGAUAUCUUGCUGGUACUCUCUCAUAUGGUAUCUACAUACGGAAACACUCUCCUCACACAGUGCAUGCGUAUUCGGAUGCGGACUGGGAUGGAGACAGCGACGACUAUGUCUCCACCAAUGCAUUCAUUGUCUAUAUGGGUUCUACGCCGAUAGCAUGGGAGGAUGAAGAUAUGGAGUGA